Molecule: messenger RNA, 774 nt
Organism: Bathycoccus prasinos
Lineage: Eukaryota; Viridiplantae; Chlorophyta; Mamiellophyceae; Mamiellales; Bathycoccaceae
Exons: 2
Coding region: 1-774 (257 amino acids)
Biological process (GO): protein targeting to chloroplast; protein insertion into mitochondrial inner membrane
Cellular component (GO): chloroplast inner membrane; TIM22 mitochondrial import inner membrane insertion complex
Molecular function (GO): protein binding; transmembrane protein transporter activity
Source: RefSeq, a predicted model, not a curated record
AUGGGCAUCGGCGAUAUCGUGACCGAGAAGAAGAAGCAGGUAGACGAGUGGUUGAAGAACCAAUCUGUGCCGGUGGAAAUUGCCGCGAUUUCGGCCGGGAGUGCCGUGCAAGGUGGCGUGCUCGGCUUCGUGCUCGGGACGGUGAACAAAAACCUCGCGGAACAAGCGGCGACGAACCCGGCGAUGGCGAAUCAACCGGCGAUGUCCGGCGCCAUGUCGGGACCGCCGCACGUGUUGGCGGUGAACUUAGCGGUAUUUACCGCCGUCCAAGGCGGGUUGACGUGCUGGAUUAAGAAGAUGAACAAAUUUUCAGAGAUUGAAACCGGGAUGUUGGCUAUGUUUGGCGCCGGCGCGGCGCUGUCGGUGUCGUCGAGUUUGAGCGGGCAGAAGGCGGCGUUUGGAGGGCAGGACGCGGCGAUACCGGAAGGGCCGAUGCAGAUUGCGCAAGAGGCGGUGAAAUCGGGCGUUUUGUUUUCGCUCUUGAACGGGGCCUUUAUGAAGAUUGGUCAGUCGUUUUCUGGGAAGAAUGAAAAGACGGACGUGUUUUAUUCGCACGCGGUUGGGAUGUUGACGGCGCUCGGGUUGGAGAAGUACGAGAAGAAUUUUAAGAGAGGGUUGUUGACGGACGAUUGUUUGCUUUUGUUGAACGAUAACGCGUUGCAAGAGGUACGAAUUCCGCCGGGACCGAGGUUGAAGAUUUUAAAUUACGUGGCGGGGAUGCGCGUGGCGCAGCAACAGCAGCAACAGGCGAUGAGUUUGGCCGUGAAACCGUAA